AAAAUGCAAUGAAAUUUAAUUACAGUUCGGUGAACAGAGAAUGAAAAGUGGUGGAUAAAUAGAAGCGAUUUUUGUUUAUUUUUUUUUUACACCACAGAGAAGCCGGACCAACUAUACCAUCUACCAUACUAUAUAUAUUUCGACGCUUCGCUCACCAUUUUCGCCAUUAUUCACAUCCUAUAUAGCAGCUGUGAGUUGAAGUAAGACGGAUUUAUGUUUACCAUGGUAGUAUCAUAUAGUACUAACUCUGUCCAACUGUGAAAUGAGGAGUACAGACCGAUAUUUUCUAUGCUGUGAGCGUCAGUUUAACUUUAUCUUCUCGUGAGUUAACAACUGCGUCACGUCACGGAAUACUUUGUCGUUGAUUUGGGAAUAAAGAAGAAAUGGUGUAAAGUGAGACGUGUGUGAAGUAGUGUUGAGUUGAAUUAAAGUAAAUUAGUAAAUGCCCUAAUAUACUACCAAUGUUGACAACUAAUUAAAUUAUGAAAGCAUCAGAUACUGAAAACUUUUGAAGUUGAGAAGUAAUUAAAUAAAUUAGUGAAGUGGUAAGAUUGCAAGAAUCUCCAUCUAGUGAUGUGAAUGAGAAAGACAUUUAGUACAAUUCUAUGCUAAUGACAUUGUAUGUUCAGCGGAGAAGAAAAGGAAAAAUUGUUUGCUUCAUUUAUCAAGAUAAAAGAUGAAAGAUCUCUGAGGACACGGUGAGAAAGUGAGUUUGAAGAGGAAAACGCUAAGGGUGUCGACAACGAUAAGAAUCAAUUGGCAGCUCAAGUUAAAUUGAAGUGUUUGAUGUUGUCCGUUGGAAAUCAACACAUUGAUGGAAAUAAUGUGAUAAAUGCUUUCACAUUCUCACUGUGCUAGCAUCAUUUGCUAGUUCACCAACAAUAUAAACACAUAAUUAAUUCAAUAUUAUAAAUUACACAGUUCGUCUUCUCAUAUCCACUUAUUUUUCGCUAUAUAAUGAGCCUAUAGAGUGCGAGUGCCAGUGCCACAAAUAAACAGAUCGUGAAAUUUCAGAACUUGUAUUAAUAAAAUAGAAACAAUAGUGUGGUGGUAUAUCGAGUGGAAAAAAAGUCUUGAAAGUAUAGCGGAAAAAAUUACAUAAUUUAUAACAAUCACGAUCAAUUAACCACUGUAAUUGUGAUGUCUAAGUCGAAUCAACGUACUGCCUCAUCAACUCAUUGCAAGAAUUACCAACAGUGGCAUCAUCAGACUGCCAUUAGACGCCACGUGCUCUCUGGUGGGCACGGGUGCUGAUUUGAGUAUGGAUUGUGGAUAGAUUACUUUAUGCAUUCUUAAACGUGGUUUUAUUAUACCACAUAUAUGUGACACGUGGGUUUCUUCAGUGAAAUUUCAGUGAUUUUAUACACAUUAGUGCUCUAGAUAAUACCUCAUCAUAUAGGCAAUUUUUCCUUAACAACGAUUACUUCGUGGGAUUAUCAUGUAUCCAAGUGCAGGAAUUAAUGCUGCGGCUGCUCGUCAUCCGGGUCCGCCACAACCGGGACAACCUUUCAAAUUCACAGUCGUUGAAAGCUGUGAUCGAAUAAAGGAGGAAUUCAAUUUUCUUCAGGCUCAGUAUCAUAACCUGAAGAUGGAAUGCGAGAAAUUAGCACAGGAGAAAACAGAAAUGCAGAGGCACUAUGUAAUGUACUACGAAAUGUCCUAUGGACUAAAUGUGGAGAUGCACAAACAGACGGAGAUCUCAAAACGCCUCAACGCCAUUAUUGCCCAAAUAGUACCUUUCUUGUCCCAGGAGCAUCAACAGCAAGUAGCCACGGCUGUUGAUCGAGCCAAGCAGAUAACAAUGACCGAAUUGAAUGCUGUGAUUGGGCAACAGAGGCCCGAUUUACCACGGUUAUUGCAACAGAUGCAUGCACAGCAGCUUCCAACGCACGCGGGGGCACCACCAAUGCCAAUUGGUAUGCCACAUCCAAGUAUAGCACCCGGUGCCCUAGGUGGACCUUUAGGGUUGGCCAAUCCAUCUGGACAACAUCCAUUAUCCAUUCUAAAUAAGCAAGAAAUUCAUCGACCAGAGGAAUCGAAAAGCAGCAGCGGUCUCAGUGUACCUGAAGAUCGUCACAGAAAUUCAAUUUCUCCAACGGAUCGAGAGAAAUACCGACCUAGAUCACCUGAACAGCAUGAGUUGAAGAAGGUGAAAAAGGAAGAGAAGGACUUGGGGCAUCAAUCCGAUGGGGAGAAAUCUGACCAAGAUCUCGUUGUUGAUGAUGCAUCAGAAUCAAAUCCCAUGUCUCCAGUUCCCAAUCAGCACCAUAGCAAUGGUACAGCAUCACCACGAGAAAAUGGAUUGAUGGUGAAGAAAUUGGAUCAUCAGGAUCGUGAUCGUGUAGGAGGACCACAUUCACCGAGAUCCGGAACAUCAUCCAAUGCAUCAACACCUUCUAAUAAAAAGCUCGAGGAUAAACCAUCGACGCCAAUCUCAAAGUCUGUAACACCCACCAAUUCAAGUUCUAAUGGCCAUGCUGGUGCUCCUCCAGGUAGUGGGGUAGUCAAGGCUGUGGCUAAAGCACCUGUACUCAAUCCUGGCUACCCUCACUACUUGGGACCGCUCAAUGGUGCUGCACCCCAUGAACUCCAAGCUGCCUAUGGAGCACCUGUACACAAUAACCUCCCGCCUGCUAUCAAUAGCUACCCACGUGCACCUCUUCAGGUUGGAUUCGAUCCUCAUCCACAAAUGCGAGCACCGUUGGGACCAGCUAUGGGUGCUAUUCCCGGUGGAAAACCGGCAUAUUCUUUUCACGUGAGUGCUGAUGGGCAGAUGCAGCCAGUACCCUUUCCUCCUGACGCUCUAAUUGGUGCCGGAAUUCCACGGCAUGCUCGUCAAAUAAAUACUCUGUCUCAUGGUGAAGUAGUGUGCGCUGUGACGAUCUCAAAUCCCACCAAGUACGUUUACACGGGCGGAAAGGGAUGUGUGAAGGCCUGGGACAUUUCGCAGCCUGGAAAUAAGAAUCCGGUGUCGCAAUUGGAUUGCCUACAACGUGAUAACUACAUUCGUUCCGUGAAGUUGCUGCCUGAUGGACGGACACUGAUUGUGGGGGGUGAAGCAUCAAAUCUAUCAAUAUGGGAUUUGGCCAGUCCUACUCCUCGUAUAAAGGCUGAACUGACAUCAAGUGCACCUGCGUGCUAUGCUCUUGCCAUAUCACCUGACUCCAAGGUGUGCUUCUCGUGUUGCUCGGACGGUAAUAUAGCUGUGUGGGAUCUCCAUAAUCAAACGCUGGUCCGGCAAUUCCAAGGUCAUACCGAUGGCGCCUCUUGCAUUGAUAUAAGUGCAGAUGGGACAAAAUUGUGGACAGGAGGUUUGGACAAUACCGUGCGUUCUUGGGAUCUCCGUGAGGGCAGACAAUUGCAGCAGCAUGACUUUAGUUCGCAGAUCUUCUCUCUGGGCUACUGUCCUACUGGAGAGUGGCUGGCAGUGGGAAUGGAGAAUUCCAACGUGGAAGUUCUUCAUGCCACUAAACCCGACAAGUAUCAACUUCAUUUGCACGAAAGUUGCGUACUGAGCUUGAGGUUUGCUGCAUGCGGCAAGUGGUUUGUGUCCACAGGAAAGGAUAAUUUACUAAAUGCUUGGAGAACACCCUAUGGAGCCUCGAUCUUCCAGUCUAAAGAAUCCUCAUCAGUGCUUAGCUGCGAUAUUUCUGCAGAUGAUAAAUAUAUUGUGACGGGAUCAGGUGAUAAGAAGGCUACAGUUUACGAGGUCAUAUACUAAAGGGAAGAAAAUGACUCCUUUCCUGAACUUCCUUUUUUUUUUAAAGACAUUUGGCCGAAAAUGUAGUAAGAAAGUUUGUUUUCUUUUUUAUUAAAAAUCACAAAAAAGACGCUUAAUUCUGUAUGUAAAAUUUGUUUUUGCAUAAAACAAAUAUCAUUGAAAAAAAAAAUGAAGUCGUGCAAGGCAUUAACUCAGCACAGUUGACUCAUUCUUGCAUUAGAAUGAGGAAAUAAUGUCAAAAUCUCUAAAAUAUAAGUGUCUAAAUAAGUGUUUUUAAAAAAUAUAUAUAUAUAAUAGAGAAUAUAAAGAUAUACAUAA
Messenger RNA from Phlebotomus papatasi, 4039 nucleotides. Its product is annotated as protein groucho-like. The transcript is spliced from 11 exons. Lineage: Eukaryota; Metazoa; Arthropoda; Insecta; Diptera; Psychodidae. The record is from RefSeq and is a predicted model, not a curated record. Gene Ontology annotation, cellular component: nucleus; transcription regulator complex. Gene Ontology annotation, biological process: negative regulation of canonical Wnt signaling pathway; regulation of DNA-templated transcription. Gene Ontology annotation, molecular function: transcription corepressor activity; protein binding. Bases 1439 to 3721 code for a protein of 760 amino acids.